This is a messenger RNA of Cajanus cajan (pigeon pea), 1114 nucleotides long. RefSeq names its product late embryogenesis abundant protein, group 2. Lineage: Eukaryota; Viridiplantae; Streptophyta; Magnoliopsida; Fabales; Fabaceae. The record is from RefSeq and is a predicted model, not a curated record.
AUGAUGCACGCCAAGACCGAUUCCGACGUCACGAGCAUGGACACGUCGUCGUCGCCGAAACGCGCCGUUUACUACGUGCAGAGUCCGUCGCGGGACUCCCACGACGGCGACAACAAGUCCUCGACGACGAUGCCGGCGCCAAACAGCCCCGUGGAGUCGCCGUCGCGCCACUCCUACGGCCACCACUCUAGGGCUUCUUCCUCCAGCAGGGUGUCGGGGUACUACCAGAGCAACAAAGGCACACGCAAGGGCGGCGACGGAGGGUGGCCGGAGGGCAAGGUGAUCGAGGAAGAGGGAGGGUACGAUGAGGAGAGAGAAGGGUUAUCGAGAAGGACUCAGAUCUUCGUUGCUGUUGUUGGGUUUGUUUUGAUUUUUGCUGUGUUUUGUUUGAUCAUUGCUGGGGCUGCUAGGCCUUACAAAGUUCGGAUCACUGUUAAGAGUUUGACAGUACACAACUUCUACUUCGGAGAAGGGGCGGACAUGACAGGAGUUCCAUCCAAGAUGCUGACAGUAAAUUGUUCAGUGAGAAUGACAGUGCAUAACCCCGCAACGUUUUUCGGCAUUCAUGUCAGCUCUAAGGCUGUGGAUCUUAUGUAUUCUGAAAUUGCAGUUGCAACUGGUGAGCUGGAGACGUAUUAUCAACCGAGAAAGAGCCGGCGCACGGUGUCAGUGAACAUGCAAGGAAGCAAGGUUCCUUUGUAUGGUGCUGGUGCCAGUUUAACUGGUUUGGUCGACAAUGGAAAAAUACCAAUGACUCUUGUGUUUGAGGUUAGAUCGCGAGGGAAUGUUGUUGGGAAGUUGGUGAGGUCCAAACAUCGAAGGCAUGUGUCUUGCACAGUGGCUAUUGAUUCCCACAACAACCAACCCAUAAAACUUAAAGAGAAUGCAUGCACAUACAAUUGAGUGGUUUUUGGUCUAGCAGCAAUCAGUUUCUUGUGUGCCAUUUCAAUUCAUUUAGCUGGCUUGAGAUUUCCCGUGAGACAGAUAAAAUAGGGAAAGGAAUAUUUCUAUAGAGUUAAUAUUGUUCAAGUUAUACAAGUACAAUUUUGGGGACAUGAGAAUUGAAAAUUGGUUUAAUGUAAUGGUAUAAUAUGUUUCCCCUUCCUCCUACUUA